AAAUCUAACAAUUGACUAGUGCACAAAUUCAAUAAAAGUGUAAAAACGAUGGCGAAAAUCAGAUACCAUUUAAUUUGCAGCCUAAACGUAAUAUUUUUAUAAAUGUGUGCAAAAAUGCAUAGAAGGAUACUCACCUGGUUGGAGAAUUUAAAUCUAGAAAUGUUUCUGCUUUGAAGCACAGACGGAUGUUUGUAUCGCAACAGAUGGUUACCAAAAAAGCAGCUCUGUUCUUUUUUGAUGUGAAUGACUUCGGCCCAAGAAGAAGAAGAAGUGACACACGUACUGCGUUGUCUAAAUAUUUUGUGAAAACAAAGGACGCUACUUGCAAAUAGUUGAAGUAUACUUGCAAAAUUCAUUCCGUUACAGCAGAAAAAAACAGUAUUAAAAAUAAAAUGCCGGCCGAUCAAAUACAAUACUCGGAGAAAUACUUCGAUGCCACUUAUGAAUACAGACACGUUAUACUACCUCCGGAUCUGACAAAGUUGGUGCCCAAAUCCCAUUUGAUGAGUGAAACGGAGUGGCGGAAUUUGGGAGUGCAACAGAGUCCUGGUUGGGUGCACUAUAUGAUACAUGCGCCUGAACCUCAUGUUAUACUCUUUCGUCGUCCACGAACGGAUCUGCCGGAAACAAGUACGAAUGCAAAUAUGUCGGGAGGAGUCAAUGGUUCCGAGAAGGCCACAACAAAAACUAAACAAGUGAAUGCCAACAACAACAGUGAUGUAUCAGUACAUGGAUAAAUUAGUGUUCCUUAGCUAACGUGAGCUACAAGCACGCGCACCAUCAUAAAACACAUAAAUACCUGUAAGAUUUUGUUUUGAAUACUUUUGUUGAUUUUUACACAUUUGUGUAAAGGAAAACCUCUUUGCUGCUUACUUUUCCUAAGCAGCUAAAAAUGGAAUUGCCCAUUAAAAAUGCAUGAAUUACUCAGCGAUACCAAUCAAAGAAUUUUAUUUAAUUUUAAACUUACAUAUAUGAAGCCACAGAUAAACUAAAUACUGGCAUUAAUUGUUCUAUAAAAGAGAAAUAUGUGUAUGUACAUGCAUGUGUAAUAUGACAGAAUGCAAGUUAAAAAAGUUUGCACAUAAUUUUAAGGAUUUUUACUGAUAUACAUAAUUAAAUGUUUGUCCUUUUUUAUAACAUAACAUACAGAAUAAAUGUUUAUUAUAUAAACUGGA
This is a messenger RNA of Anastrepha ludens (Mexican fruit fly), 1175 nucleotides long. RefSeq names its product cyclin-dependent kinases regulatory subunit (gene Cks85A). Lineage: Eukaryota; Metazoa; Arthropoda; Insecta; Diptera; Tephritidae. The transcript is spliced from 3 exons. Gene Ontology annotation, biological process: regulation of mitotic cell cycle. Gene Ontology annotation, cellular component: cyclin-dependent protein kinase holoenzyme complex; SCF ubiquitin ligase complex. Gene Ontology annotation, molecular function: protein kinase binding; cyclin-dependent protein serine/threonine kinase activator activity; histone binding. The record is from RefSeq and is a predicted model, not a curated record. Bases 393 to 737 code for a protein of 114 amino acids.